Spinacia oleracea (spinach) is the source of this 819-nucleotide messenger RNA. RefSeq names its product inactive protein RESTRICTED TEV MOVEMENT 1-like. The coding region runs from base 100 to 654 and encodes 184 amino acids. The transcript is spliced from 3 exons. NCBI's taxonomy places the organism in Eukaryota, Viridiplantae, Streptophyta, Magnoliopsida, Caryophyllales, Amaranthaceae. The record is from RefSeq and is a predicted model, not a curated record.
AAAUUAGUGGUUUCAAUAGUUCAAUGUAGUUCAAAUUAUUAAGAACUUAAGAAGAGGUCUUAAACAGCCAAAUUUAUAGUUGAUUGUUAUUCUUGAAGUAUGGAUGAUUCCAAAACUACGUCGUCGACGCUUAUAAAAUUGGGUCCAGGUGGCAGUUCGUCAUCUGGUGAUGAUGCCUGGGACGAGCAAAGGAAGAUUACUCAAAUAUUUAUUUCAUAUGGAAAGUACAGUGUAACCUCCCUGCAGUUUCAGUACAAGGAAGGUGGAAAGUUGGCUCUUUCUCCUGUGUAUGGCAAUUCAAAACAUGAUUCACCCAAAUUUUCUACGAUAACACUCAAAGAUUAUACGGAGUAUAUCACUGGGCUUACUGGUUACUGUACCGGGAGACUUGGCUUUGGAUUCGGCUUAUGCAACGACGAAGAAGAAUACACGUGGAUCUCGUCAUUCACAAUUGAAACUAACAAAAGAAAAUAUGGACCUUUUGGACAUCCAGGUCAGAAAUCAAGGUCUGGGGAUGAUACAUUUGAGUUUCAGAUCGGACCAGGCAAUCAAUUCGGUGGAUUUUAUGGCUCUUUUGGUUGUGUACCCGUCCAGAGUGGAAUUGAUCAUGAGGUUGCACUCACGUCCAUUGGAGUUUAUUUGAAGCCCUCAUGAGUCAUUAUUGAGUCAUGACUCGGAUGUUUUCUCAUGCAGCUGUUUGUUUCUUUGGUUAAUUGUUUACAACUGUUUAGAAGUUCUGCUGAUGUUUAACCAGCAAGUUGUUGAGUAACAAAUUAUGUAUUCACUUGGCUAAGGACAUUAUUUGCUUCUAGUAUUGAU